GGUCAUAUAUAUAUUCUCUAUAUAAAUACUCCUUAGCUAGGUACCAUAACACAAUCAUCACUUUCACAUUCAUUCACACACUUGAAGUGCAAUAUUUCCUCUAUCAAAAUUUUCCAAAUCUAUCAUGGCUAGCUCAAUGCUCGUCAAAGUUAUUUGCUUGUCUAUGAUAUGUUUGGUUUUGGACAUUCCCUUGGCCAACGCUGCCCUUUCUUGUGGUCAGAUACAACUUACUGUAGCACCAUGCCUUGGGUACCUUAGGAACCCAGGACCAUCUGUCUCAGCACCAUGUUGCAAUGGACUUAGGAGUAUUUAUGGCCAGAGUAAGUCUAUUGCUGAUCGUCAAAGUGUUUGCAGGUGCGUCAAAGGAACUAUAUUCGGCUUACCUGGAAUCAAUCUUUCGGCCCUUUCUAGCAUCGCUCCUAAGUGUGGUAUCAAUUUGCCUUACAAGAUUAGCCCCUCCAUUAACUGCAACACGAUUCCCUAAUUGCGUCAAGAAAUUACAGAGUCACGCAAUGAGCAACUCGUGAGGCUUCAUUUGAUGAAUAAAUAAUACUACUUGGUUUGUGAAAAUAACCAAAGACAGAAUAAAGAGGAAGAUGGCUUAAUUUCCCCAGUUGUAAUCGAAUCCCAACUAGGGAUCACUAUAGUACUAUGCAUUUCAAUAUUAAUUAUAAAUGAAAUUUAUUAAGCACAACUUAUGCUGCACAACGUGUGGCUAUCUAUAGUUAUUUGUAGUUUUGUACCAUAGUUUCCGGACAUAAAAUUUUGGUGUGGCCAAAAUUUUAAAAAUACAAUCAACUAAAUUAUUCCCUCCGGUUCUUAA
Messenger RNA from Trifolium pratense (red clover), 823 nucleotides. RefSeq names its product non-specific lipid-transfer protein 1-like. The transcript is spliced from 2 exons. Lineage: Eukaryota; Viridiplantae; Streptophyta; Magnoliopsida; Fabales; Fabaceae. Gene Ontology annotation, cellular component: membrane. Gene Ontology annotation, biological process: lipid transport. The coding region runs from base 125 to 484 and encodes 119 amino acids. The record is from RefSeq and is a predicted model, not a curated record. Gene Ontology annotation, molecular function: lipid binding.